Gekko japonicus is the source of this 653-nucleotide messenger RNA. RefSeq names its product LIM homeobox transcription factor 1-alpha-like. Gene Ontology annotation, molecular function: RNA polymerase II transcription regulatory region sequence-specific DNA binding; DNA-binding transcription factor activity, RNA polymerase II-specific. Gene Ontology annotation, biological process: neuron differentiation; regulation of transcription by RNA polymerase II. The annotation marks the transcript as partial. The record is from RefSeq and is a predicted model, not a curated record. Gene Ontology annotation, cellular component: nucleus. Lineage: Eukaryota; Metazoa; Chordata; Lepidosauria; Squamata; Gekkonidae. The transcript is spliced from 5 exons.
GUAAAAGUGAUGACGAAGAGAACCUGGACAAAAUGGGAGCAGGAACCAGGAAAGCAUCCGAGGAGAGCAAGGAUCAGAAGAGGCCCAAGCGACCCCGGACAAUCCUGACGACGCAGCAGCGCAGGGCAUUCAAGGCAUCGUUUGAGGUGUCCUCCAAGCCUUGUAGGAAGGUGAGAGAAACAUUAGCGGCGGAGACGGGGCUGAGUGUCCGGGUUGUACAGGUCUGGUUCCAGAAUCAGAGAGCGAAGAUGAAGAAACUGGCAAGACGACAACAGCAGCAGCAGCAAGAUCAACAAAACACACAGCAACUCAGUUCUGCUCAGACAAACAGUGGCAGUAACAUUGGGCUUGAGGGGAUCAUGAAUGCCUACACCACCUUACCGCAGCCCCCACAACCAAUGCUGGCUAUGGAUCAAAGUGUCUACAGCUCGGAUCCCUUCCGGCAAGGACUCACUCCGCCACAGAUGCCCGGGGACCACAUGCACCCCUACGGCGUUGAGCCAUUUCCCCACGACCUUGAUAGUGAUGACACAUCCCUCAGCAACUUGGGUGACUGUUUCUUAGUGACCUCAGAAUCUGGGCCCCUGCAAUCAAGAGUGGGAAACCCCAUUGACCACCUGUAUUCCAUGCAGAGCUCCUAUUUUACAUCUUGA